Eruca vesicaria subsp. sativa (arugula) is the source of this 3424-nucleotide messenger RNA. The record is from the annotation of a GenBank genome assembly. NCBI's taxonomy places the organism in Eukaryota, Viridiplantae, Streptophyta, Magnoliopsida, Brassicales, Brassicaceae.
GAGAGAUAGUCAGAAGAGAGGGAAAAAUUGACAGAGAUCUUUCCUUCCUCACUGUUUCUUCUGUUUAAUUCGUCGAUUUUAAGUGUGAGAGUUCUUAAAAGUUGGAUCCUCUGCUCAGCUUUAACCAGCGAACGUUUCGUUUUUGGGAUCUGUGACACACAAACAAAUCUGAGCUGACACGACCAUGGAAGAAGUUCAGCCACCAGUGACCCCACCCAUUGACCCCAAUGGUAAAAGAAGUGAAGUAACUCUCUUGGACAUAUGCGAGAAAGUCCUGUCUCUGGAAGUGAGCAUUUGCGAUGAAGCUUUGAAGUUGUUUACUGAAACCAAACGGAUUUUGUCAGCAAACAUGGCUAACAUUGGAAGUGGAACGCGGGAGGAAGUAGAGAGGUUCUGGUUUGCGUUUGUUCUUUAUUCAGUGAAGAUGCUUACUGUUAGAAAAGAAGUGGACGGUCUGUCAGUUUCUGGUGCUAAUGGGUUUAAUCUAUGUCAGAUACUGAGGGCUUUAAAGCUCAAUAUUGUGGAUUUCUUUAAAGAGUUACCUCAGUUUGUGGUCAAGGCUGGUCCUGUGCUAUGUGAACUUUAUGGUGCAGACUGGGAGAACAGACUUCAGGCAAAGGAGUUGCAAGCGAACUUUGUGCAUCUUAGCCUUCUAAGCAAAUACUACAAACGUGGGUACCGGGAGUUCUUCUUGACAUACGAUGCAAACGCAGAAAAGACCUCAGCGAACUCUGAUAGUUAUUUGCCAAAUAGUUACCGUUUUGGCUGGUUACUCUUUUUGGCACUCCGAAACCAUGCUUUUAGUCGGUUUAAAGACCUUGUGACAUGCACCAAUGGUCUAGUUUCUAUAUUGGCUAUAUUGAUCAUUCACGUCCCUUGUCGGUUUAGAAAUUUCAGCAUCCAAGACUCUUCACGUUUUGUUAAGAAAGAUGACAAAGAUGUAGACUUGAUUGCAUCACUUUGCAAGAUAUAUGACGCCUCAGAAGAUGAGUUGAGGAAAAUAAUGGACAAGGCAAAUAAUUUGAUAGAAACAAUACUGAAGAAGCCAUCUUCAGCAUCCACGUGCAAAAUUGACAAGCUAGAUAAUAUUAACCCAGAUGGCUUGACUUACUUUGAGGAUUUACUGGAUGAGACAUCCAUCUCAACUAGUUUGAUCACAUUAGAAAAAGAUUACGAUGAAUCAGUCUGCAAUAAAGGGGAACUGGAUGAGAGGGUGUUCAUCAAUGAAGAGGAUAGCUUACUCGGAUCUGGAACCUUAUCUGCAGGAGCUGUAAAUAUUACUGGUGUUAAGAGGAAAAUUGAUUCUUUGAGCUCACCUGCGAGGACAUUUAUAAGUCCACUCUCUCCUCACAAGUCACCUGCUGCUAAGACAAAUAUUAUUAGCGGCGCCAUCAAGUUGACAGCAACACCAGUAAGCACAGCAAUGACAACUGCCAAAUGGCUCAGGACUGUUAUAUGUCCGCUUCUGCCAAAACCUUCUCCUGGGUUGGAACAUUUCCUCAAAUCUUGUGAUAGGGAUAUAACAACUGAUAUCACACGAAGAGCACAUGUAAUAUUGGAAGCUAUCUUUCCAAAUAGCUCCUUUGGAGACCGAUGUGCAGGUGGAAGUUUACAACCUGUUAACCUGAUGGAUGACAUAUGGGCAGAACAGCGAAGAUUAGAAGCUAUGAAGUUAUACUACAGAGUUCUUGAGGCAAUGUGUAAAGCAGAAGCUCAGAUUUUGCAUGCGAAGAACUUAAACUCUUUAUUGACAAAUGAGAGGUUCCAUAGAUGCAUGCUGGCUUGUUCAGCUGAACUGGUUCUGGCUACCCACAAAUCCAUUACAAUGUUGUUCCCAGCGGUUCUGGAGAGAACUGGGAUUACAGCCUUUGAUCUCUGCAAGGUUAUAGAGAGUUUCAUCAGACACGAGGAUUCUCUACCUAGGGAGUUGAGACGGCAUCUGAACUCACUAGAGGAACGGCUUCUCGAGAGUAUGGUAUGGGAGAAAGGCUCUUCAAUGUACAACUCUCUGAUUGUUGCCAGGCCAUUGCUUGCAUUGGAUGUCAACCGGCUCGGAUUACUAGCUGAACCGAUGCCAUCUCUGGAUGCAAUUGCAGCUCUUAUUAACUUCUCCGAAGGAUUAAGUCAUACACCAUCUAUCCAAAAGCAUGAAACAUGUCAAGGACAAAAUGGGGAUAUGAAAUCUCCCAAAAGACAGUGUACAGAUUACCGCAGCAUUCUAGUUGAACGCAAUUCCUUUACAUCACCAGUAAAGGAUCGUCUGUUGGCCUUUGGCAAUGUUAAAUCCAAGAUGCUGCCACCUCCGUUGCAGUCUGCAUUUGCUAGUCCAACACGGCCCAACCCAGGAGGCGGUGGAGAAAGCUGUGCAGAAACUUGUAUCAACAUUUUCUUCACUAAGAUUAAUAAACUGGCUGCUGUCAGAAUCAAUGGAAUGGUGGAAAGGUUGCAACUUUCGCAGCAAAUGAGGGAGAGUGUAUAUCGUCUCUUCCAACAUGUACUUGCUCAGAGGACUUCUCUUUUCUUUAACCGACAUAUUGACCAGAUCAUUCUCUGUUGCUUUUACGGAGUGGCCAAGAUAUCCCAAAUGAGCCUAACUUUCAGGGAAAUCAUAUACAACUAUAGGAAGCAACCACAGUGUAAACCACUAGUUUUCCGUAGCGUGUAUGUGGACUCGUAUCAGUGUCGCCGUCAAGGCCAAGGGAGAGUGGGGCCGGAUCAUGUAGAUAUCAUCACAUUCUACAACGAAAUAUUUAUUCCUGCCGUAAAGCCGUUGCUGGUGGAGAUAAUUCCUGUGAAAAGUGACCAGGCUAUGGAGGCCAAUAAUAAACCUGAAGGUCUUUGUCCUGGAUCACCAAAGGUGUCGGUGUUUCCAAGUGUUCCAGACAUGUCCCCUAAAAAAGUAUCUGCCGUGCACAAUGUUUACGUUUCUCCCCUUCGAGGAUCAAAGAUGGAUGCUCUUAUUUCGCACACCUCAAAGAGUUACUAUGCUUGUGUUGGAGAGAGCACACAUGCUUACCAGAGUCCUUCAAAAGACCUAUCUGCCAUCAACAACCGCUUGAACAACUGCAGCACCAACCGCAAGAGGACGCUUAAAUUUGACGUGGAAGCAGGACUGGUCAGCGAUUCCAUGGUAGGAAACAGCCUUUACCUUCAAAACCCAAACCCAAAUGGAAGCGAUGCAUCGUCUUCAGGUGGUCCCCACCUUAAAACCGAGCCUGUAGAUUCAUCAUAGAUUUUAUUUCUUCUUUUUAUUUGCAACGUCAACUAUGCUAUCAUCUGUAAAUCCUUUUCCUAGAGAGUUUGUUUUUUAUGUUAAGCUUUCUAGUGAGCACCUCAGGCUAUAUCAGCGGAUGGUACCCUUUUAUUGUUUCUCCUUGUUAUUUAUCAAAAUAAAGUUUGUCCAAAUUUAGUGUUCUAAUAUUAC